This is a messenger RNA of Contarinia nasturtii (swede midge), 3481 nucleotides long. Its product is annotated as E3 ubiquitin-protein ligase AMFR-like. The record is from RefSeq and is a predicted model, not a curated record. Gene Ontology annotation, cellular component: ubiquitin ligase complex; cytosol; endoplasmic reticulum. Lineage: Eukaryota; Metazoa; Arthropoda; Insecta; Diptera; Cecidomyiidae. Gene Ontology annotation, molecular function: ubiquitin binding; ubiquitin protein ligase activity. The transcript is spliced from 12 exons. Gene Ontology annotation, biological process: protein K48-linked ubiquitination; endoplasmic reticulum unfolded protein response; ubiquitin-dependent protein catabolic process. The coding region runs from base 707 to 2833 and encodes 708 amino acids.
CGCGCAGCUGCCCGUGAAAAAUUUAUCAUAUUUUUGUUGAGAAUCGCAUUUCUGAUUCAUUUCAGUUGGAAUAUUAGCAUGGUGUGAAAGUAUCGUCUCGUAACUCGCACUGUCUCGAACAAAAUUAAAAUUUAAGAAUUUAUUCAUUUAAUCGAGCAACUAAAUCAAAGUUAUACACGACACAAAGUCACCGAAUAAAUAAUAUCGAUUCCGUGAUAGAAAAAUAAACGUCAAUCAUUGUUUCUCUAUCCAUUGAUAUAUUUGUCUAUUUUUGUUAUUAAUCAGUGAAUUUUAAUAAUACAUUUUUUUUUCGGUUGAAAGAUGUUUUAAAAAGUGUGCAAAAUAAAUUCAUGAAACCAGAUGACCAUCGUUAACAAGUGGAAGACAAAAACUGUCAACAAUGUAUUUUAAAGUGGUCCGUCAUGUUUGGUUCCGAUUAGUUGCAAAAAAAUGAAAGACAAGUUCACAAGUGAUCGAAAUAAAACUUAUCUAAAUUUAGAAGUUAUAAAUGAUUUGGACGAAAAGAACUAAAUCAACAAACAGAACAUCUAGUGGGUCAUAAAAGUGAAUCAAUCAUUUAAAUAACAUAGAUUUUAAAAUAAAAGAAAAAAGAACACUGACAUAACAUUGACAUUUCAAAAUUCGAUCACAUUUAGAGAAAAAAAAAAUCGAUAUAAAAAAUACGAAAUACAUUAAAAACGAAAAAAUGCCUAUCGUGCUGUUAGAUCGACUUCGGUUGCCGAAUCUACGACUGUAUACGUCAAUUAGUGUGGUUGUAGUCAGUUGCUCUUUAUAUUAUGCAAUAAGUUCGACAAGUGAUCCCUUUUGGCGAUUGGACAACAAUACAACGGCAUCCGAUUCAUUUUUCUCAUUGAAUACGGAGAGCAAUCAAGUUGUUGAUCAUGUUGUUAAUGGUUUGGACUUGGGCAGCGUUUUAAGUGACAAAAAAGAAGCAGACGGAAGCAUUUUAACCGGUUGGAAUGGAAAUGUUGAACAUCAUACGCAACAACAACCACAUCAACAACAACAUGUGGUCAACCAAAUUUUUUCCCAAUUCACUGCUGAUCAACGAAAACUAUUCAAUGACACAAGAACCAUUGGCAAUAAAUUCAAAGAUGUUGUAUCUUUCAUGGUACAAGAACCAAUAUGCGUGUGGACCGUGAUAAAUAUGGCAUAUUGCUGUCUGAUUUUAUUGGGCAAGUCAAUUCAAAAAUUAGUUUUUGGCGAACUGCGUAUCUCUGAGCAACAACAUUUGAAAGAUAAAUUCUGGAAUUUUGUCUUCUACAAAUUUAUAUUCGUUUUCGGCGUGGUCAACGUACAGUUUCUUCAUGAGGUUGUACUGUGGGUGUCAUGGUUUUCGAUACUCGGUUUUUUGCAUUUAAUUUCGCAACUGUGUAAAGAACGCUUCGAAUAUCUGUCGUUCUCACCAACAACGCCGGGAUGGUCUCAUUUGCGACUCGUUGCAUUGCUGUCAACAAUCCUUGUUUUGUCCGGUUUUAUGUUCAUCGUAUGUGUUGGCGUUGGUUUUUUCGGCGGACUGAAUACAUUCGCUUUCAUGGCCGCAGAGUGUGUUAUGCUGAUAAUAAGAACACUGCACGUUCUCAUACGCUAUGGAAUCUUUUUGUAUGACAUGCGUCAAAGCACCGUUUCAUCUGAAGGUGUUUCAUGGGAUAAACGUGGCCCAGUCGCUUAUUAUGUUGAACUAGGAUUUGAAGUCAGCACUCUAGUUAUUGAUCUUCUGCAUCAUAUUCAUAUGUUAAUUUGGAGUAAUAUCUUUCUGUCAAUGGCUAGCUUAGUAAUUGUUAUGCAAUUACGUUAUUUAAUCCAUGAAAUUCAACGUAAAGUGAAAAAGCAUCGUAAUUACUUAUGGGUUUUGAACCACAUGGAAAAGACCUAUCCGCUCGCAACCGCCGAAGAUUUAUCGAAUAACUCAGAUAAUUGUGCCAUCUGCUGGGAGAAAAUGGACACAGCUCGGAAGCUUCCUUGUUCACAUCUAUUUCAUAAUUCAUGCUUGCAAUCUUGGCUGGAACAAGACACCAGUUGUCCAACGUGUCGAUUGGGUUUGAGUGUGCAAAAUUUUGCCAAUAUUCCGGAUAUUGAACGGAUUAUCGAUGAACAAGAGAACACCACCAGAGCCAAUAAUCAUUUCUUUCAUUUCAAUGGUUCACGUUAUGUUUCUUGGCUGCCAAAUUUUUCGGUCGAAGUCACACCAAUAAAUAAUGUGUUGAGAACAAAUCCAGUAGUUCCAUCAAAUGGUAUGACAUCACAAUUGCAUAAUAUGGCUCGUCAAGUGCAACAAAUGUUUCCACGAUAUCCAUUGUCAACGAUAAUAUCGGACUUGGGAUUGUCUCGAUCGAUGGAAGUAACAAUUGACAAUAUCCUUGAGGGACGACUUCUCGUUCCGGGCGGUCGAUUCGAUUUCGAUGAUGACAAUCCAUUUAAUGAAUUUACAACCACAUCCAAUGAACAACACACAGACGAAUUGUCACGGCAUUCAUCUGAAAAUGAUUCAAAUAGCAGUAAUAGUAAUAAUAAUAGCACAACAAAUUCAAUAUCUAGUACGAAUAGUUCCUUGAAUAUGGCCGAUAUUGGCUAUGAAAUAGAACAAAGUACAAAUAUAUUUGGUAAUCAUAAUGAUCUUUUACGCGACGAAAGUGCCAAUGAAGAGUUGUCGUUGGGCGAUCGAUUUUCAAAAAGUCACUCAGAACGUGAGAAGAUUCUUCAGCAGCGCAAGGAAUCAAUGUUAGCUUUAGCACGAAAAAGAUAUUUCGAAAAAAACAAAACCGAACUGAGCGCUGAACAAAGCAGUCGAAACGAAAGUAUGAUUGUCUAAUUGCACUAUGACCAAAACGUAUGGAUUAUCAUUGGUUAAUUUCUUGUAAAGUUCACGAUUACGGCUGUAUUUUAUGUUUGAUUCAACUGAAAUUUGAGCCAAAAAUGCCAUUUGCUUUCAAAUGAGACACGAUUGCUUUCGAUGUAAACAUUUUCUAUUAGAGACUUUAACGAAACAUAAUUGAAAUGAUUCGAAGAUAUUGCACUGAUUAUAUGAACUAACUCUAAGGUUAGCUAAGAUAACAAUAUGAAAAACUGAGUUAGACCAUUAAAUUUAGAAACAAUUUAUAUGAGACGUUAAAUUGUUAAAUGCAGAAUCAACAAAAUAAAAAAAACACAAAAUAAUGUUGAUGUUUUUGGAAUAAAAACAAAAAAAAAAUUAAGUAAAUCGUGAUAUUGAAAGAAGAAACACACAAAAUGAAUUACAGAUGCAUGACAUCUGUUUCACAUUUAUCCCUUUAAAUUUAUUAUUUUUUUAUUAAACCGCGUCUUUCUCCGCACUCAUAACGGAACGUGAUUUAAAAAUCGAACUCAUCAAAAUCAUCAAUGACUGUCACGAACAGGGAUUUGACAUACAAAUCAAAUAUUAUUGUACUUAAAUAAAGCAAAACGAAAAAAUUGUAAAGAAAUCAACUGAUGAGAAUUUAAA